GAAGGGGUCUGGAGGAGGGAAAAUUUCCCUUUCUGGUGAAAGGGGACUGGAGCAUUAUGACAGUCAAGUCUUUAAAAGCUUAUGAGUUCCCAGAGUCCUUGCCGAGUAGCCGCUGCCUCCGCUGAUGUUGUCGGAUGUCAAUAAAGAGAGGUUGAAGGCAACACUUCUAAUGGAGCAGGUAACAUCGAAAGGUGCUGGCUUGAACCCCAACGCAAAAGUGUGGCAAGAGGUGCCCCAGGGCAGUGGUGAGGCCCUGCCCCCCACCAAUGGCACAGAGCACACGUGGCAGGAGACAGCAGCAGCCCAGGGGACGCCAGCUGAGGGUAACAUAGAGAUCUCAGAGGACAGCUGCAAGCAGUAUGAAGUGAUGUAUUCCCCAUCCUGUGAAGCCACAAGGAAUGGCACAGGAGUUGAUGAGGCAGCAGCAAAUGGAAUUGUCCUGGCAACUGAAGAUCUGGGAUACCAAAUCUAUGAAGUGUCUGGUGAUGGCAGCUCCACUGUGUCCACAGAAGACAUUAGAGAAUGUUUGAGAAAACAGCUCGAGUUCUGCUUCUCACGAGAGAAUCUUUCAAAGGAUCUCUACUUGAUGUCUCAGAUGGACAGUGAUCAGUUUGUUCCAAUAUGGACAAUUGCCAACAUGGAAGGGAUUAAGAAGCUGACAACGGAUAUGGACCUUAUUCUUGAAGUUUUGAGAUCUUCUCCAAUGGUACAAGUGGAUGAAAGGGGGGAGAAAGUCAGACCAAACCACAAACGAUGUAUUAUCAUUCUCCGUGAGAUCCCUGAGACGACACCUAUCGAGGAGGUGAAGGCUCUGUUCAAGAAUGAGAACUGCCCCAAGGUGAUAAGCUGUGAGUUUGCUCACAACAACAACUGGUACGUUACAUUCCAGUCCGACACAGACGCGCAACAGGCGUUCAAAUACUUAAGGGAAGAAGUGAAAACCUUUCAGGGCAAGCCAGUAAUGGCCAGGAUAAAAGCCAUCAACACAUUUUUUGCUAAGAAUGGUUACCGGGUGGUGGAUUCCAGUGUGUAUCCCCAGCCUGUGCAGACCCAAGCCCAGUUUGCCUCCCCCCUGUUUAUGCAGCCUGUAUAUAGCCCUCAGCAGUACUCCAUUUACAGCAUCGUGCCUCAGACCUGGUCUCCAAAUCCUGCACCUUACUUUGAGACACCACUGGCCCCGUUUCCCAACGGUGGAUUUGUGAAUGGCUUUAAUACACCAGGAUCAUAUAAAACAAAUGCUGCUUCUCUGAGUAUAGGUCGCCCAUUCCACAGGAAUAGGGUGAAGCCUCAUUUCCGCUCCUCCAGCAGCUCAGAGCACCCCGAGGGGCCGCCUGGUGCUGGUGCCCUGCCCAUGGGGGACCUGAGCAGAACCAGCUCCAGGAAUUUUGUCAUGGAGAGACACAACAGCUCCUUGACUGGGCACCAAGAGCCAGGGUAUUCCCAGAAGGAUUCUCCCACGGCACAGCUGGAGCAGAACGGCGACUACGGCGUCGGCAGGGGCAGGAGGAACGUCUUCAGAGGUCGGAGGAGACGGGAGGACGACCGAGUUUCAAGACCUCAGCCUUCAGCAGAAACAAAGACUCAGACACCAAAGUUUGACUUGCUUGCAUCCAAUUUCCCACCUUUGCCUGGCAGCACAGCAAAAAUUCUGGGAGAGCCUGUGCUGGAGAGCAGGAUGUCUGACAUUGUUAAAGGAGUCUGCAAAGAGAAGGAAAGCAAAGAGUCCCCGUCCCCCUGCCCGGCUCCUGCUGCGGACGAACCAGCGCCCAGCGCUGCCCAAACACCCGUGCCCAGCGUGAGCUCCCCGAGCCAGCCUGAGCCUGUGCUGCUGAGCACGGUUCAGCCAGAGAGCAAACCAGAAGAAGUGUCAGCUCCAAAGGACGCGGCCAGCCCGGCUUCUCCACCGGCGUCCGUCUGUCCUGUGAGUGCUGCAAAGGCACCCAGGACAAACAGCUGCUCACCUGCUGCUCCAGCAAGUGCAGCUCCUGCCCUGUCAGUGCAGGAGCCUCGCAAGCUCAGCUACGCCGAAGUUUGCCAGAAGCCCCCAAAGGAGCCACCCCCAGUCCCUGUCCAGCCUCUGAGGGAGCAGCGCACCAACAUCGUUCCCCCUGCCAAAAACGAAGAGAAUGGCACAGUGGAGAAGGCUCAGGAGAAGGCUCCUCACGAGAGGCCUGAAGGAAGAAUGAAGGAUUUCUCCGGGUUCCGCGGCGGCGCAGCUCCCAGGGGAGCUGCUGGGAAAAUCAGGGAAAAUCAGAGGCGCCAGUUUGGACGCAGGUCUUCGCCUCAGGGAGCGCCACGCCGCGUGGGCAAGGAGCAGUUCGUGGGCAAGGAGCAGCAGUUCGUGGGCAAGGAGCAGUACAAGGAGCAAUUCGUGGGCAAGGAGCAGCAGUUCAUGGGCAAGGAGCAACAAUUCAUGGGCAAGGAGCAGUACAAGGAGCAGUUCGUGCCACCAAAGUAACGCUGGGCCAGCCAAUGAUUCUCUGUUCAACUUGAGCUGUGGACUAAAGAGCAGCAGAGAGACUUGAGGAGGGAAGGAUUCGGGAAGGGGAAUACUGAACUGGAGCGUGGCUUGUGUGGAGAAGUUGUGGAGGGUCCCAAAAUUCAUCUCUAAAAGUGAUUUCAUAAAUGCUGGAGGAUUCCAAUCACUAUAAAUAUAGAGAUUAUAAUUUUUGUAUUUUUGUUUUUAAUUUGCAGAGGGUUUCCUGCUUGAAAUCAGCUUUGGGAUUGUGAAAGUAGCGUUUUGACAAAGUGGAAGAAUACGAGUUGACAAAUUAACCUGUCCCUCGGUGUAGGAGGAAGAGGAUAAGAGAAUAUUAUUUUUGGAAAAUGAGCAUUUCUGUAAAAUUAGAACUUUUUUUAACCUAUUUAACGUUUGGCUUGUGGGCUGGUGUGUCUGCCAUGGAUGGCCUGGCAUUGCAGAGGCCUCUGCAGCAGCACGAGCAGAGCGAGUGCAGCCAGAACUGUUGUCAUCACUUGGUCACUGAUGAUGAAAACUGAAUGUACUACUGUAGUAACCCAUGUGUUUCCAGCUUGAAGUAGAGUCUCUUGACCUUACUAAUAAUUCAUUCAGCAAGCUUUUUAAGGUAUAAGUUCUGCAGGAUCCUGGAUUGUAGCUGAGAGUGUGUGGACAGCAGAAAUUGUCUGGUAGACGCAGUGGAAGGAGGCAAAGGGAGCACGUGAGAAUCUUUAUUUUGCCCUUUUUCCUCGCCUCCUUUUGAGGGCAAUUCCUUAGGUUUGGGGUUUUGUUUGUUUGCUUUUUCCCUCUCUUGUUACUUUCUCUAAUUUCUUUAUUACAGACUUUAGUGCAUUUUUUUUUUUCUUGGUGUGUUUUCCUGAGGCAGCCCCAGAGUAGGACGGGCAGGUGGCUGCACAGCACCUGGUGUUACCUGCACAGGUAAAGAGCCUGGAAUUCCAUCUGCAGAUGUGGAAUUGCAGCUGCAGAUGUGGCAUUCUGCCGUGCAGGUGGGAACUCUGGGCACUCCCUGUCAUCUCUGGAUGCAAACCAGAGCUGUGGCUGGGUUUUCUCGGUGCUGACUCUGGAAUAGGCUGUUGGCUGCUGUAUUGCCAGAAAUCAGGGUUCAGACUCCUGGGAACUCGUUGUUUACAGCUGAUGUCAUAGCAACUGACUCCUUUUUAACUGUUUAAAGUGGAACUAAAGAUGCAGAGUUCAAGAAAUCCCCUCGUGUUCAGAGAAGCUGCUGGAGUGGUGGCUCCUUGCCAGCUGUGUGCUGACUGAAUUUGCAACACUAUUGUGCAGUAAGUGGUUAAGUUUCAGGGUGAUUAAUGACUGAAAUAGGAACAUUGAGCACAUUAAUCUGCCAAAAUCAGCAUACCAGGGUUCAAAGUUCUGUAUAAAGCGUUAGGGAAAAGUAGCUUCCAGCAGUAAGAAUCACACCUUUAUUUUUUCCUCCUGUUUUUUUUUUUCUUUUUUUUUUAGUGAAUAGCAAGUGUACAAAUUUAAAGUUGUAAGUUGUGAACACUGGAAAACUCAAUUGUGAUAUAUUCCAUAACCAUCUUAGUAAUAUAUGCUCGUGUUGCCAUAGAAUGAAUGUAAGUGGCAGUUAAAAUUACUGUGAAAUUUUUCAUCUUCUGAUUCCUUAGCCAGAUAACCCUUGGCAACUUGGGCCUCAGUAGGAAUUCUCUAUCAACUGCUUGGAGAACACUCAUAUCUAUUUUUAUAAAUAUAUAUAUAAAGCCAGAGUUGUCAUUUCUCUAACUUAUUAUUCAGCUUGGCAAUUGCUUUGAGUUGAUUCAUAAGACAAUAUAAUGUAUUUAUGCAGUUAACUGUUCAUUUCUACGUAUGGUAUAAAAGAGAGAGUCAGAAAAUCAUAGAAUGGGCUGAGUUGGAAGGGACCCAUCAGGAUCAUGGAGUCCAACUCCUGCACAGACACCCCAAAAAUCCCACCCUGUGCCUGAGAGCUUUGUCUAAAUGCUCCUUGAAAUCAGCCAGGCUUGGAGCUCCCCCCUUCCCUGGGGAGCCUGGUCAG
Ficedula albicollis (Collared flycatcher) is the source of this 4487-nucleotide messenger RNA. It is a transcript of the gene LARP4, whose product is annotated as La ribonucleoprotein domain family member 4. Gene Ontology annotation, molecular function: mRNA 3'-UTR binding. Gene Ontology annotation, biological process: positive regulation of translation. Lineage: Eukaryota; Metazoa; Chordata; Aves; Passeriformes; Muscicapidae. Gene Ontology annotation, cellular component: cytoplasmic stress granule; cytosol. The record is from RefSeq and is a predicted model, not a curated record. The transcript is spliced from 16 exons. The coding region runs from base 125 to 2458 and encodes 777 amino acids.